This is a messenger RNA of Alternaria infectoria, 837 nucleotides long. RefSeq lists its product as uncharacterized. Lineage: Eukaryota; Fungi; Ascomycota; Dothideomycetes; Pleosporales; Pleosporaceae. The transcript has a single exon. Bases 1 to 837 code for a protein of 278 amino acids. The record is from RefSeq and is a predicted model, not a curated record.
AUGUUCUUUAGUCGCACGCCGCCGAAACAAAAGAAGCGGAAACGAACACAAUUUGAAGACAAACCGCACAAUCGUUCGGAGGGUCAAAAAGUCAGUUCACAGCCCGUCCAACGUAUACCCUCGUUACAUCGUCUACGGCAUACUCAGUCUGCUCUGUGCAUCGCAGUAGAAGCAGACAUAGAAGAAGUGAUACCUGUCGAAAGCCCGCAUGACGGGAAACGUCACCCCUCGGACCCGUCGAUUGGCAGUGUUCUUACCUACACCUUCCAAAUCCCUGAGGCACGACGCACCUCUGUUACACCGAGCUCCAACUGGGGCCCCGCUUCUUCCGAGGAGGGCAUGAUGCGUGCCUGCGGACGAGGAGAUCUCAUAGUUACACGGGACUAUUUCGACGAUGUGCCAGAGACGCCAGACAAUGCACGUCACCAGCAGUCGAGGUGGAAGAUACCUCAUUGGCGCCACAAGCUUACUGGCUCCCCACCACUACCCGCCACCAUGUCACCUACACAGCCCAUGGUUAUCACACCAGCUGUAGACUACUUCGCCCAGGUCUAUACCGAUAAGCACGUUACUCACCAAACUGACGAUCCCGAGAUCGCAGAAAGAGAGCAUAGCGAUGCUGGUCCCGAGAUCGAAGAUGAUCCAAGGCUGCGAAAGAUGCUGGGAAACAUUGUGACUCCGUCCAGCAACGACGAAUCCAGUGACAGUGAUAUGGAACAUACCAAGAAAAGAAAGGGCAUCAAAGAAUCAGAAACUACAGCCUUUGAGGUUGCAGAACGGUUUCGAGAUAAGACGGGAGAUGGGUGGGAGCACACAAGAGUCAAAGUGCCUUGGUGA